AUGGCUUCUAGGAGACAAAAUGUUCCCCUGUCGGAACUCCUUAAUGGGGAUGAUAGGGGGGCGCCACAACAGCCUCAUCAGGAGGCCCCUGCCUACUUCCCACAACAGCCCCGUCAGGAUGCUACUGCCCACUUCCCCCAACAACCUCGUCAGGAGGCUACUGCCCACUUCCCACAACAGCCUCAUCAGGAGGCUGUUGUGGGAAGUAGGUCUCCAGCCUGGGCUGCCCACAGACAGGCAGCACGGAGGGGGAAGGCCAUAGAGGCUGUUUGGAUAGAGCAGCAGCCUCAUCAGGAGGCUGUUGUAGGAAGCAGAUCUCCGGCCUGGGCUGCCUACAGACAGGCAGCACGGAGGGAGAAGGCCGCUGAGGUUAUCGGGAUAGAACAGCACCCACCAGCCGUACGACAAGUCACCUACCAGUCGAGGGGGACCAGUAUGCAUACUACCCCUCCCCAGAUCCAGUCGCAUCCCCAUGGGGUUAGGCCCCAGAUUAAUACUGCAACUUUCCAGAUCCAGUCGCAUCCCCAUAGAGCUGAGCCCAAGAAAAAGAAGCAAUGA
Molecule: messenger RNA, 558 nt
Organism: Pseudogymnoascus verrucosus
Lineage: Eukaryota; Fungi; Ascomycota; Leotiomycetes; Thelebolales; Thelebolaceae
Exons: 1
Coding region: 1-558 (185 amino acids)
Source: RefSeq, a predicted model, not a curated record